Molecule: messenger RNA, 1557 nt
Organism: Sceloporus undulatus (fence lizard)
Lineage: Eukaryota; Metazoa; Chordata; Lepidosauria; Squamata; Phrynosomatidae
Gene: AUH
Product: AU RNA binding methylglutaconyl-CoA hydratase
Exons: 10
Coding region: 44-1060 (338 amino acids)
Biological process (GO): fatty acid beta-oxidation
Cellular component (GO): mitochondrion
Molecular function (GO): enoyl-CoA hydratase activity
Source: RefSeq, a predicted model, not a curated record
GGGGGAGGAUGCGUGGCUUGGCGCGCGCUUGUCAACAGCCAACAUGGCGGCAGUAGCAGCAGUAGCCAGGGCGACAGCCAGCCUCCUCCACCGCAGAGGCGGCUUGGCUGCGGGGACGGCCGCUACCACUAGCUCUUCUUCUCCUCCUCCUCCUGCUGCUCAGAGCCGCUUAACCCUGAAGGGUUUGUCGUCCGGGCGCCGCUCGGCCUUGUUCUCAGCCUCUGCCAGAGGCUACAGUUCCGAGGCGAGAGGGGGGCUGGAGGAGGAGCUGCGGGUCCGCUAUUUGGACGAUGAGCAUAAAGGAAUUGUUGUACUUGGAUUGAACAGAGGACAUGCAAAAAAUGCACUUAAUAAAAAUCUUGUAAAAAUGAUAUCAAAAGUUAUGGAAGCUUUGAAAACUGACAAAAAAGUACGGACGGUUAUAUUCCGAAGUGAAGUUCCUGGGGUAUUUUGUGCUGGUGCUGAUCUUAAAGAAAGAGCCAAAAUGCACUCCAGUGAAGUAAGCUCUUUUGUCUCAAAAGCAAGAGCCACUAUUAAUGAAAUGGCUAAUCUUCCAGUACCAACUAUUGCUGCAAUAGAUGGGAUUGCAUUAGGUGGUGGCCUAGAAUUGGCUUUAGCCUGUGACAUACGAGUGGCAGCCACUUCUGCAAAAAUGGGUUUAGUUGAAACAAAGUUAGCAAUCAUUCCAGGUGCAGGAGGAACACAAAGGCUACCUCGUACAAUUGGAGUGUCUUUGGCAAAAGAACUUAUAUUUUCUGCACGUGUAGUUGAUGGCGAAGAAGCAAAAUCAAUAGGAUUAAUUAGCCAUGUGGUGGAACAGAACGAAGCUGGUGAUGCUGCUUAUAGAAGAGCUUUAGCCCUGGCAAGAGAAUUUUUACCUCAGGGACCAGUAGCAAUGAGAGUCGCAAAACUGGCCAUCAAUCAAGGAAUGGAAGUUGAUCUGCUAACAGGUUUAGCAAUUGAAGAGGCUUGUUAUGCUCAGACUAUUCCAACAAAAGACAGAAUUGAAGGCCUUCUUGCUUUUAAAGAAAAAAGACCCCCUCGCUACAAGGGAGAAUAGAAGUGGGGAAAACCAGAUGCCUUUUAAAAUGCAGAUGAAAUAAACAUACUGCUGGAAAGACUUUUCAGCUAUCUUUUUGCCUCUUAACAUGGAAUAUUGCAACCAUGAAAGUAAACAUGGAAUAUUGCAACCAUGAAAGUAAAUGUAAUUAUCCAUACUUUCAUCUCUGUAAUGUACUAAAAUAUGUAUUUAGUCUUACAGAUGCUGAAGGCUUCUCUGUGUAUUUGCAAGGUCAUUGAUCUGCUUAGCACUUUAUUCCGUAUGUUUGAAAUUACAUACCUUGUCAGUUAAAUACAUAAAUGCUUAAUGUACACAGAAUCAAAAGUGAUCACUAAAUGUCUGUCUUCUGCUCUUGUGAUAAAAUAAUUUAAUUUUGCACUCACAAAAUGUGAUCUGUAUCACAUCAAGUUUCUAAAUGAAUCUUAUUGAUCCAAAAGAUCAUGUUUCUUCUAACUGUGAAUGUAUAAAUUUAAUAAUAAAGGUAGCUGAAUUGAGAA